GAAGGAGAGUUCCUCUGACAGUAUUUCUGCAUCAUUCUACAGCUGAUAAUCUGAUUUCCAACUCAUUAUGCAGAACUGACUUUCCUUCUCUCCCAGCACACAGAGCGCUUUGUAGUUCCCUUCAUGAUGAAGAACACGACAGGAGUGGCGCAGUUCUUUCUCCUAGGACUAACCAGUGACCCAGAACUACAAGUUCCCCUCUUUGUAAUGUUCACCCUCGUCUACCUCGGCACUCUGAUUGGGAACUUGGGGAUCAUUACAUUGAUUCUGCUGGACUCGCAUCUCCACACGCCCAUGUACUUUUUCCUCAGUAACCUGUCUCUGGUGGAUCUUUGUUAUUCUUCGGCUGUCACCCCCACAGUCCUGGCUGGAUUCACUCCAGGAGACAAGGUCAUCUCCUACGAUGCGUGUGCGGCUCAGAUGUUCUUUUUUGUAGCCUUUGCCACUGUGGAAAAUUACCUGUUGGCCUCGAUGGCUUAUGACCGCUACGCAGCUGUGUGCAAACCCCUGCAUUACACCACCACCAUGACCACAAGUGUGUGCACUGGUCUGGCGACAGGCUCCUAUGUCUGUGGAUUCCUGAAUGCCUCCAUCCACACUGGAGACACAUUCAGUCUCUCUUUCUGUAUGUUCAAUGUGGUCCAUCACUUUUUCUGUGAUAUUCCAGCAGUCAUGAUUCUCUCUUGUUCUGACAGACAUGUUAGUGAACUGGUUCUAGUUUAUGUAGUGAGCUUCAAUGUCUUUUUUGCUCUCCUGGUUAUCUUGAUAUCCUAUAUAUUCAUAUUUAUCACCAUCCUAAAGAUGCCCUCAUCCGCAGGGUACCAGAAGGCUUUGUCCACCUGUGCCUCCCACUUCACUGCCGUAUCCAUCUUCUAUGGAACGAUUAUCUUCAUGUACUUACAGCCCAGCUCCAGUCAUUCCAUGGACGUGGACAAAACGGCCUCUGUGUUCUAUGCUGUGAUCAUUCCAUUGCUGAACCCUCUGGUCUACAGCCUGAGGAACAAGGAGGUAAAGAGUGCAUUUAUGAAGGUGUUUGUAGAGGCAAAAUUGUCUCUAGGAUUCUGAUUUCAACACUGUAAAAUGAUAUCCUGACCAAUAAAACUCUCUUGUCCUGAAAAAAAAAAAAGAAGAAGAAAUACUAUGUCCAGAAAUAUAAUACCUGAACAAGAAUGACUAAGAUGUCUUGUGGCUGGCUGGCUAGUUUAAAACCUUAUUAAGGACAUUGGU
Molecule: messenger RNA, 1227 nt
Organism: Odocoileus virginianus texanus
Lineage: Eukaryota; Metazoa; Chordata; Mammalia; Artiodactyla; Cervidae
Product: olfactory receptor 5B3-like
Biological process (GO): sensory perception of smell; G protein-coupled receptor signaling pathway
Cellular component (GO): membrane
Molecular function (GO): olfactory receptor activity; odorant binding; G protein-coupled receptor activity
Source: RefSeq, a predicted model, not a curated record